UUGGUAGCCAUAACAACCAAAUACACAAAAGUAGGCGUAAAUACGGCGCUAAGGAAAAUUCUUGACAUUUCAGGUAAAGUCAACUAAAGCAACGAUGGUAAAACAUGGUGGACAGAGAUCAUAAGCAGAAGAAAUCCGUUUAUGUGCAAACAGAUGAAAAGGAACUAAAUGAAAAGAAAAUGACACUUGAUCUUGAUGAGGUGUGGAGCAUAAAGAAAAAUAUUCCGGCAUUCAGUGAACGACAUAGAAAUAAAACUUCAGCUGAAAGAUUUAGCAAUUUACCUCAUAAGGUGGAGUUAUUCUCUCGCUACGGGGAGGUCAGAGUUUUUAAGAAAAGUGUCAAAAGCAUCAAAAGUUCAGAAAACCUGCAGAGGGUUAUGGGAUUCAAAAAGAGCUCUGGUGAGAUUGUAAGAAGCUGAUGAUAUGAUAUUGUGGAUAACAGGAACCAUCAAGGACACAAGCUUAACAUGAAGAGUUUAACCAGUAAGGACAAGGAUGAAGAGAGCCUGUUUGACUUUUAAAAGAUUACAUUUCAAUGUAUUCUUAAGCUCUUUUUUAGGACUGCUAACUAAAAUGGAGAGUAAUCUAUGUGAAAUACUGUAAUGUACUGUAGAUAUCAACCAUGUAUCUGCAAAGUAUCUGUUUAGGCUGUCAUUUGUAAUCUAAACCGUGGAAAAAAUACAGUUAGCAUACCAUAAAAAUAAAUGCAGAAAAAAGAGAAAAUGUUUUACAUUUUUAAAUAGAAACAGUAUCCUAAAUUUACUAAAUCAUAUCCAUAUUUUCUUUUCUUGCUCAAAUCCAUUCACUUUCCCAGUCCUUGCUUUAAUAAAAGGCAAACGACCUCAAUCUACCAACCAACACACCAUACUUUUUACAUUAUAGUAAGGAUCUCAGUCAUAGAAUACAGUCUAUUAGACUUCUCACUAAAAUUGAAAGUGAACUGCCUAAAUCCAUGAAGAAAAUCAAAUUCUUUGUCCUGUAGUUACCGAUUAUCUGUCCUUUCUUUCAAGAUCUGUAUGCUGAAAAUCUUGUUUGCUUUAGUACUAGAGUCACUGCUCCCCUUAUCCUUGUGCAGAUGAACUAUGGUCACAAAUAAAGGUCAGUAGCACUCCGUGCUAUAGGGAGAAUGUAGAGGAAAUAUGUGAAAGAAUUCUGUUGAGUGAAUUGGGCAAUAUCGCUAUCGAAAGAAAAACCUUCAAGAUGGAUAAUAUUGAUCUCAAUGUAUUAUACUGUAAUAGCACACCGUUUUAAAAUGGUGUGCUACUACAGUAUAAUACAUUAUUAAAAUAUAAUAAAAUGAAAGCCAUUUUUGAAAAAAAAGAGUUAUUGAGUUCAUAAAAUAAACACUAGUUGUUCCCCUUGAUCAAUAUUAUCCAUCUUGAAGGUUUUUCUUUCGUUAGCGAUAUUGCCAAAUUAAUUCCAGAAUUAUUUUAUACUGUAUGCCAAGCAAUGCAAUGCUGAUAAGUUUAUAAAAAAAGUGGUAGAGUAAUUAAGCAGAUUACUUUAAGUAUAACAAAAAUUAUUCUAAAGGACAUAAUGGUCCAAACUUUAAUGCCAUAACGUAUAUGAAAUAAAACAUAUUAAUGUUACAAUGUAUCCACCCUUUUGAAUGUUUAUGUUUCGUGUUUAAAGGUCUGUUACAUUAAUAGCUUCAUUUUUCUUUUGUAAAAUGUAUGGUGUCCUUUAAUGCAAACUGUUUAGUCCCUAAUCACAGAAAUUACUGUGUUUACUAUUAUUUCAUUUCCAGAAGUCUUUUUUUUUAAUGUGUAUGAAUUUAUUCUUUGAAAACAUUUUUGUUCUAGUUCUAACUGUCAGAUUGCUUUGCAACAGAUUCUUAUUCAUGAGGAGCCUAGUUCUUCAUGCUGCAUCUCUGCUCAUACCAUCUCAGAAACUGGCAAUAUUAGUGCAAGUGAACAUCCACACCUUAUUCUGCUUCCGCAUUCAUCCUUGCUGUACAAUUCAUCAAUAACUUUAAACACCCAAUCAUUAUUUAAACAGUGGCACAAUGCAUAAACUUGACUACGUUUUCCCUGCUGGAACUUCUUGCAACUGCUGGUGAGCCAGUGAUUAGCUAAGAGUUGGGAAUUGGAACAAAUAUUUAUUCUGGCCUCUUUUUUGGGCACCCAACAGGUAUAUACAAUCCUAGACAUGUUGUGCAGCAAAUGGUUUAAUUUAGGAGUGUAGACAACAAACUAUUGACUUUACAAAUGUAAAGGAAUUUUGAAUUAACCUUUUGUUUUUCAUUACUAUUGGUUCUGUUUUUAUUGAGUAAAAAUGGGUCAGUAAAUAUUAGAUGUAACUUUUAUUUUCUCAGCUAAGAAAUUCUAAACACAUUUUAACCCUAUACCAUAUUUGUGUUUUGUAUACAGUAAAUGUGAAUGGCUGAGUAUAUUUCAGUCACUUGAUACUGUAAGUAGCUGUAUGAAGUAUCAUAUACGGUUGUGCGGCAUACCUUUGUGGGUUAACAAUAUAAGGAGGAGCAAAGCAAAAAAGGAUAACAAAGAAGGACUCCAAGGUCAAAGGUAAAAAAAAAAAAAAAAAAGAAAUCCACCCAUAAAAGUAUCACUUUAAAUUAUAUUGAAAAUGUAAUGUUGAAACGGUAUGUGUUUUAAGCACUGAGCAUAUGAACUGCUAACUCUGCCGUUCUACUAAUAACAUUUUUGUUUUUUGUUUUUGUUUAAAGUAUGAGAUAGUUUUCACACGGGGUUUUCUUUUUUCUAUCAUCUGCACUUCACAAAGAGCCCUUGUUGUUGCCUGUCGUCGCUGACCAGGGUUGUUGCCACGUCAGUCUCAUGCUGGAAAACAUUACAGCCUUUCAUUCUGCGGAGGAAAUGUAUUCAUUCUAUCCUUGUUGAUUACUUAAAUUACUUUAUGAGAGUGUGUGUGUGUGUUUGCUGGACUAAAAUAUCUUCUCUACAUUUCAUUCCAGAGAGACUCGGCACAGAAAAGUAGUACAGGUACUGUCACUCAAGACUUAGUUUCAUAGCCUGCUCUUAUAAAAACUUAGGUGCGCACCGAAGAAAGCAGCAAGAUUAAAGUCAUUACGUUGGUUUUGAAGUCCCCCUGAUAUGUAGGAGGUGGCCGUUUUUCCAUUUUUAAGAGAGAAAAAAAGUUUUGGCUUUUAUGAAGAACGUUGUAUUCCUGGAGCCGGCGCGUUUGGUCGCUAAUACUGAACAGCAACGUCGUCAUUGGUACAAAAAAUUACCGGUAUGUUAUUUUCUUAUGAUGAAACUAUUGUGCUCGCAGGUAUAUCUGGCUUCUUUCGCUUGCAUGCUGCUUACCGUGUACUUGUGCUUCCAAAAACUACCACAGGCGUCUUCCAAUGUUCCUUUCGUGACUGAUCAUAUUGUGAUGGACCCCAUCAUUGUUCUAUUAUGGUUGCAACCGUUUGGGAAAAAACGGCCGAUUCCAGACUGUCAGACACUAUACAAUAUCCGAGCAUGUACGCUCACGACAGACAGGGAUCAGUACCUGCGCUCUCAAGCAGUUAUCAUUCACCACAGGGAUAUUAGGGGCAAUCUUAGUACACUGCCACAGGGACAUCGUCCAGUCUCACAAAGGUGGAUCUGGAUGAAUUUCGAGUCGCCAUCUCACACUUCAGGUCUGAAGAAACUGGGGGGCGUUUUUAACUGGACCAUGUCCUAUAGGUUAGAUUCAGACGUCUUUGUUCCAUAUGGUUAUCUGUAUCCUAAGAAAGGCUAUGGGUCUAAGAAGGUCAGUCUGCCCCACAAGAAGAAACUGGUGGCCUGGGUCAUCAGUAACUGGAAUGAGGAGCACACCAGAGUGAAAUAUUACAUCAGACUAAGGAGACACAUUCCUAUUGAUGUGUACGGUGGACAGGGUAUGGAGCUGUCCAACAACAGUAUUGUCCAGACUGUUUCACAGUACAAGUUCUACCUUGCCUUCGAAAAUUCCCAACAUCCAGAUUAUAUUACUGAAAAGCUAUGGAGGAACGCUUUCAUGUCAAGUGCAGUUCCAGUGGUUUUGGGACCGGGAAGAGCUAACUAUGAGCUGUUCUUACCUCCAGACUCCUUUAUUCAUAUUGAUGACUUUCGCAGCCCCAAAGUGCUGGCUGACUAUCUGAAUUUUUUGGAUAAAAACCCCAAACUGUACAAAAAGUAUUUCAUGUGGAAAAAGCAUUACAAUGUCCAUGUUACCUCCUUCUGGAGUGAACCCUAUUGUUCGGUAUGCAAAGCCAUUAGGGCAGCAGGGUCUCAGACAAAAACGAUGUCAGAUCUGGCCCUGUGGUUUGAAGCUUAAAGGUGCAGUGUUAACUUAUUGUAUAGGUGGAUAUUGCCAUGUGUGUCACUAUAAUGACGAUAUAUCACAUCUACAGGUAUAGUAGGCUAAUAUAAAGUGGAGUACGGAUCACAAUCUGUACCACACUAAACAUGCCUUGUUACUCCUUGCUUGAUGUUUGUCAUACUUAUAAACUAUUUAAUAAAACAUCCAAAGAAAGCUGUAAAUGUUUUGCACACUCACCACAGCAUUAUGAUAUUGACGUUUGGUUUCUACAGCUGCUAUCAGCACGCACGCCAUUAUGAUAGCAUGGUUCACAUUAUAGGGCAGUUUGGACUAAAGCUGUGGGAGAAAAACGACCCUUAUUUAAUGUUUACUCUGGCUUUUCUGAUUAAAAAAAGAUAGUCUAGAUUAUACUCACAUCCUUAAUGUGCUGAUAAUGUUGUGGCAAGCAGGCUUCAAGAGGUUUAGAGACAUUCCUUCUUUUUUUCACUGACCCUGAUAUUGAUGUGAUACAGUCAUCUAACAUUUGUAUUAGAUGGCUUGUAUCAGAUGGUUACUUUAUAUAAUACAAAAGUACAGGGUGCUUUAAAAGCUUAUUUUCACCCCACUCCCAAGUCAAACAUGAACUAUGUUGGGUAAUCUGCUUGUAUUGUACAACAGCCGAUAUAACAUCCUAUAUACAGAACAUUCUUGUAAGACACUGUACUGUAGCUUUAAGCUAAGUUUGCACAUGGAAAAUUGCUUUGUAAAUAGUAUGCUCAUGAAGAUAAAGAUUUUGCCCUUUUACCCAUGAGAAAGGGGCUCUGAUAUUUUUCUCACACUCAUACUCAGGAUUCACUUUUUUUGUGAAUAAUUAAAUGACUUGACCAAAGUCGAAGGGAAUAUAAGGUCUAGAAAACUGAAUGAUAUGCAGGAAAACUAUAUUAUUUUCAAAUUAGAAUUUUAAAAAAACACUACACCUCUAAAAUUAGGUGCAGUGUCCUAGUUAUACUAAAAAAAUCCCCCUUGGUGUCUGCUCGGUACAUUAUUAUAUAGUUCUGUCCAUUCUUUUCCCAUGUAGCAUGCUGAGUCUGUAUGGGUUACGGGUUGGGCAGUAGUUUUACAUUAUUUUAUUCCUCUUAGAAAAGGGGUGUUUACAUGUGCACUGGAUUCUGACACAUAUGAUUACUUGACUGGUCCUUCUAGCAACCUUGCAGGAAAAGCAUGGGACAAGAUAAAAAACAGUUCCUGGUAUAAAACUGUUGAUUAUUUACUCAAUUUUAUAGUAACAUUCUUUCAUAAUCAAGAAUCUUUUCCUGAAGUGUUAGCACUAAGUUCAAAGAAAGAUUUACAGUAGUUCAUGUUUUAGUUUUUAGCCCUUUAUUUGAUCUUAAUGUAUAAUUUGUAGUUAGGUAGAAUAUUUAUUUUUUUUCGUAGACUCCUCUAAUGCAGAUUUGCAUUUAACAAUUCCUAUUACUCACUUUCAAAUUUGUAGAUACAAAUCUUGCCCAUUUUGUAAAAUUAGUUUCAUACGUUUACCAUGGUAGGAGCAUAACAAGGUGUAGUAAAGCUUAGUGAAUGCAUGGUAAAGCAUAGGCAAUCAAAACCCAUUGCAAACUGGCAAUUUACAUUACAGUAUAUGCAUAGUAUUAGGUGGGAGAAAGCACGAUCACAUUAAAAAAAAUAUUGUGUACCAUGUCCCCAUAGUGUUCUGUAAAUGUAAAUGCAGUACAUGUUUGUAUGUUUGUAGUAUUCUGCAGGUGGUCUGUAAGGUGGUUGUACAAUUCCAAAAUGACUGAAAAGCAAUUGAGGAACGCUUUCAUGUCAAGUGUAAUUCCAGUGGUUUUGGGACCGGGAAGAGCUAACUGACUGAUUGAUAGCUGUAACCCUGAAUCAUCACAAUCAAAAAGGGAAGGAGAUGUUGGCACUGUCAACCCAAGCCUACAAGAAAAAAUGGAAGCCAACAGGGAAUGUUUUGCUGGAAUAGUUGAUAAGCCUAGUCAAUAGCAAUGUAUGCAAAAACAACGACAGAGAACUAUAGAGAACUGUGGAGAUGGAGCAAGUUACCUCUCACGUCUUGCUAAAUAAAAUGCUCUCCAGAUCCACACUAUGCUCGUUGCUGUAAUUGAAAGCUUGAAUUACCAUGACAACAAGGACUCAUCUCCUAAGACUCCUGCAAAUGACAUCUUAUCGAGUGCUUGACAUUAUCAAGGAGGUUCCAGAGUUCCGAUCCCAGCCAGCAUGUUCUCACAGUAAUCUAACUGGCUGUCUUGCGGCAGAACUACACAUGUGACAAGAUUUGUAAACAAUAUUCAUAUGUUAAACUAAUGACUUAUCAAUAAAUUAGUUCCUGAAU
This is a messenger RNA of Acipenser ruthenus (sterlet), 6577 nucleotides long. RefSeq names its product alpha-(1,3)-fucosyltransferase 4-like. The record is from RefSeq and is a predicted model, not a curated record. The coding region runs from base 3124 to 4260 and encodes 378 amino acids. The transcript is spliced from 5 exons. Gene Ontology annotation, cellular component: membrane. Lineage: Eukaryota; Metazoa; Chordata; Actinopteri; Acipenseriformes; Acipenseridae. Gene Ontology annotation, molecular function: alpha-(1->3)-fucosyltransferase activity.